Empidonax traillii (willow flycatcher) is the source of this 3898-nucleotide messenger RNA. RefSeq names its product ethylmalonyl-CoA decarboxylase 1 (gene ECHDC1). The record is from RefSeq and is a predicted model, not a curated record. Gene Ontology annotation, molecular function: enoyl-CoA hydratase activity. The transcript has 6 exons. Gene Ontology annotation, biological process: fatty acid beta-oxidation. Bases 214 to 1140 code for a protein of 308 amino acids. Gene Ontology annotation, cellular component: cytosol. Lineage: Eukaryota; Metazoa; Chordata; Aves; Passeriformes; Tyrannidae.
AGCUGUGGCCAUGCUGAACCUCUCCCCUGCUCUCAGGCCUGAUGAAUACUUCAUUAUUCUAUACCAAGUGAAACAGCUUCUGGCAUGGGGGCCUAGGCUCCUUUCCCUCAGCUUCCCAAGAACACACACUGCAGCCUGCUGAUCAGAGCACUUUUCCCAGAGAAAGAAGCUGGUUUGCUUGGGCAGUGUCAGCCCAGCUCAGUGACACUUCCCAUGACACUUCUCUGCUACAGAGAAAUGGCCCUUCCUGUGUGGAAGAACUUACUUCAUACUACAAAGGGAAGGAUUCUACAGCAGAGAAGGUUGUCACUGUAUAGUGGUGCUCAUGGCUAUAAGGAAGAACUGAUAAAGAAGAAACUUCAACAGUUUGCUGGUGGAUCCAUCAACCUUUCCAAAGAAGACAAUGGCAUUGGAAUACUUACCGUGAACAACCCAAAGUUAAUGAAUGCUUUUACAGGUACUAUGAUGGUAGAACUCCAGGAGAGGAUAACUGAACUGGAAAACUGGAAGGAAGGCAAAGGCCUUAUCGUCUAUGGUGCAGGGAACACCUUUUGCUCAGGAUCAGAUUUGAAUGCUGUCAAAGAAAUAUCCAACUCCCAGGACGGGAUGAAUAUGUGCAUGUUUAUGCAAAACACCUUAACCAGACUUAUGAGGUUGCCUUUGAUCAGUGUUGCACUAGUUCAAGGAAAAGCUUUUGGAGGAGGCGCAGAACUUACCACAGCAUGUGAUUUCAGGUUGAUGACGCCUGGAAGUGAAAUUCGGUUUGUCCACAAGCACAUGGGUCUGGUGCCAGGCUGGGGAGGAGCUGCCCGGCUGGUGCGGAUCGUGGGCAGUGGGGCAGCCCUGCAGCUGCUGAGCGGGGCCACCCGGGUGGACCCUGAGAAAGCUUUGCGCCUGGGAUUCUCAGAGCAGACCCUGUCAUCUUCAGAUGAAACCACGGCCUUAGAAGAAGCCCGAGCCUGGCUGAGUCAGUACACAGAGGGUCCAGUCAGUGUGAUUCAGGCUGUGAAAAAGGUGGUGACAGCAGGAAGAGAGCUCCCAUUGGAAGAUGCCUUAAGGACAGAGAAGGACAUUUUUGGAACUGUAUGGGGUGGGCCUGCCAAUUUGCAGGCAUUGGUUAGAAGACCAAAACAUAAAUGAUGGUCAAUGCAUAAAUGUUCUUGGCCUUUUUGCAAACAAAGCUUUCACUAAAGCAGGCAUUAAACUUGAAUCAUUUAAGGACUUGCCCAUUUAAAACUGGCAUUAACAUUCCUGCCAUUCACUUCAGGCAGACAUAUUUGGUGUGCAACCACAGAGAAAUCCCUGGCAGAUUCUUUACUGUCCUAAUCACCCACUGAAUAGAGAUUAGUGAAAUUAGUAUGUAAAGGUAAAUAUUGUGCUGAGAAUAGAACUGUAAUUCUUUUGGAAUGAAGCUGAAGAUUAUUUUCUUUGGAGUUAAUUUUUUCUGACUGGUAUGGAAAUAAUUACUUGAAAGUUAUAAGGUUUAUUUAUUUGCAGAACAGGUGCAUCUAAAGCUGCAAACUACGAGUUCCCCAACAUGAGACCAAUGUCUUUAAGCAGCUUGGAAAGGGUGAUAACUAGUGAUAGUUUUUAUUUUUUCAUCUCCAGUCAGUUCUUCACUAUUCAAGGAUACUUUGAUUCUAAUGGUGUUUUUACGGAAGAAGCUUUAACAUACUGAGACCUCCUAGCCCUCAUUCACUGACACUGAUUCAGGUUUUUAAAUGCAUUUAGGUGUAUUCUUACUGCUCAAGGAAUCAACUACCUACACAUGCCCAUAUGCUGGACCUGUGCAAAGCUGGUGACCUGGUUCUUUACAUAGAAUCUAGUUGAAAUCCUGAAAGGACAUGAUGUAUCAUGUUCCCAAAUGGAAUGUCCUUAACUGACUGAGUGUCAGAGUACUUCAGCAUCCUGGUAAAACUUGUGUGUGGAUUUGUCUAUAUCUUUCUUCAGAGCAUUUUUUCUGGUAGGGCAUAUUUGGGCUGAUCAGAGGAUUUGGAACUGAGUCUCCACUUCAUGGCAGUGACUAUUCAAGUAAUUAGAUAAAUCACUGGGGAGGGUUUCCCCUUUAAAAAUUAGAAACUGUUAGAGUCCCUGCUUUGGCACAUGUUUCUUAAAAUUAAACAUCUAUGAGAGCAAAACCAUAUCUGUGACUGAGAGUUUCAUGUACUGUUGGUUAGGAUACACUUGUCUCUAAAUCCAGCAGGGACUGAGAUCUGAGCCCAGGACCCAAGUACUCCAUGGGAGCAUGUUAAGGAGGAAAGUUUGGGCUGGAUGCUUGGCCUGACCAGGCAUAACUAGCUCCAGAUGAUAGUAAAAGGUCUCCUAGGAAAAGAAGGCAAUUUCUUGGAUUGAAAUCCAUAUUACAAUUUCUACAGUGUGGCAGGAUUCUUGAGUUUUAGACAAUGAGGUAACUACAUGUUUGAGGAUUUGGGGACAAAUCAAUGAUGGGAAUUUGGCUUGGGUUGCCUGUUAAGAUUCUGGAGGUUUUGAGCAGAUGCUGUGAUCUGCUGGGGAUGUUUUACUAUAAGGUUUUAACAGCAAGGAGCAUGAAGCAAUCAACAGAAAUGCUGAAGAAGAGGAUGUGUUUUGAAUUGGCACUUCAGAGAAGAUAAGGAACUUGCCUCCCCCCUGUAGAUCCUGCGUUUUUGCCUUAAUAUCUCAAGCACUGAUGGAGAACGAUUUCAAAUCUCUCUUCCCCAAAAAUAAAGUUCAAUUUUUAUUUUCAGGUUAGAGAAGAGAUAGGAAUGAGAACAUGGGGAGAUAGUGUUCUGAUUUGUGCCUCUUCUUCCCCCUGCCCCUUUUUAGUUGUUAGUCCCCUGUGUAGCUGGAUUCUUUCCUGUGCCCUAAAAUACUUCAAACCUGUUUCUUCACAGGUAUGAAUGUUUUAAUAUAGUCGGGCAGCACUUGACUGUUUAGUAAUGAAACUGUUCUGCUUUUUAUGAAGUUCCUCAAGACUCAUGAGGGACUCCAGACUGCCAGCAUCACUGAACCUUCAAAGCAUGCUCCAGUCCAUACUCAUCCAGCUUUUUGCAGCAAUAGCACAUCAUGUGAUGACAUGAUGUGAGUCAAAAAAAUGUGCUUUAAAGGGCAACUGGUUAUGUCUUUGCUAGUAGCAAGAAUAGAUUUGCUAUUAUUAAUGCAGUAAUUAUGUUUUUUAAAUGGGUGUGAAAAUUGCUUAGAACCUGAGCAAGACUCUUGAAUCUUUUUUUUUUUUUCUUUAGUGUAUUAGGCUCAUAAAGGUACUGUGUACUGGGUGAUAUGAACUUGAAAAGGAGAAAAUUGUAGCAAAAAAGCAGAAUUUAAUUUCCUUCACAUUUUGAACCAGAUCUGUGCUGCCAGUAAGUGAAACUCAGUAUGUGCACCUACUGGGGAUCUCUUACCAUUUUGAUUUGUAAACAAUGAACUUAUUUCUCAUUUCAGCAAAUGCAUUUCCCCAGCCACCGUCUCUGACUUGUAUCAAAGGUCAAUGUUUGCUUCUAAGAAAACAGGACAAAUAUUUAACUAAUACAGAGCAAGACAUGUUCAGACAGAAAGGGUUAUGGAAACUCAUUUUGUUGAUAUCAUAAAUAUACCAAACAUAGGUACAGGACAUUCUGACAUUACAGGUUUUGAUCAAGAAAUUUGUGGGUAGUCUAAUACCAUAUUCUCUGGUCUGUUUUCUAUUUAAGCUAUUUUAGAGCCCUUCACAUGAAAACCAACCCAAGUAAACUACCGUGAGUGCUAGGAUGAGAUCUCCAAACUGAGAUGAAAUGGAAUCCUGUUUUCUCCCUUUGAAAGCUAAAUACUUUAUUUCAUAGAAUACUUGCUUAGCAUCUUAAAUUGACAAAUAUCUGUAACCAGCAGCUGAUAAGCAUUUGUAUUUUCUUUACGAUUAAUAAAAUCUACAAGCUUCCUCUCA